ACCAAUUCAGAAUUCCAUAUGGCGUCCAUCUGCAAUCUCCCCUUCAUCCCGCCCUCGUCGUUUCCCGCCAUAAAACCAGUCUCUGCCUGCGUUGCUAUACUGCGCCUGACCCCCGUUUUCUUAGGCACCUUGCCGCAUUGUCUUGCCCCGAAAAAAACUUCUUCAGUAAUUCGGAAAGCUAUCCAAUCUCAGAGUCACAAGAAUUACGUCUAUCCUGACCCCAUCCCUGAAUUCGCAGCUGCCGAGACGGAGAAGUUCAAAGCUGAAUUGCUGGAGAAACUGUCGAAGCAAAGAGAAACCUUCGGCAAUGAUCUUCGAGUGGUUGUCGAUGUUUGUGCAGAGAUAUUCAGUGAAUUCCUACAUAAUGAGUAUGGAGGACCUGGAACAUUAUUGAUUGAGCCUUUCACAGAUAUGAUGUUGGCAAUCAAGGAUAGAAAACUGGCUGGAGCAGCAUUGGCUGCUCGAGCCUCAGCUCUGUGGGCACAGAGCUAUGUUGAUCGUGAUUGGGAAGAUUGGAUCUCCAAACAGGAUAAAUGAGUUUGCAAAUCUUCCCCACCUAUAUGCAUUUCUGGUACAUGAUGUUUGAAGUGGAUGAGUUCAAGAAUCAAGAUUACCUGAUUGUUCUUGGACAUUGAAGAUUCUCUCGCCUCGUGCUCAGAAUUGGUAACAUCCUUCUCUAAAUUUGCCUCUGUGUUUUGAUCUGAUUCCGACUGGUUUC
Salvia splendens (bonfire salvia) is the source of this 718-nucleotide messenger RNA. Its product is annotated as protein PLASTID REDOX INSENSITIVE 2, chloroplastic. Gene Ontology annotation, biological process: regulation of gene expression. The transcript is spliced from 4 exons. Lineage: Eukaryota; Viridiplantae; Streptophyta; Magnoliopsida; Lamiales; Lamiaceae. Bases 19 to 537 code for a protein of 172 amino acids. The record is from RefSeq and is a predicted model, not a curated record.